CGCCAUGCUCUAUCGGAUGUAUUAGAUUUACACCCCCUGCGGCCCUACCCGAAUCACAAAAGCAUCAGCUCUCUCUCGUUCCAAAAGAUCCAGCCAUGGAUUUCAUGAAGGUCUUCGAUCAAACUGUCCGUGAAAUAAAGAGGGAGGUGAAUCUAAAGGUGCUGAAGGUUCCGGAGAUCGAACAAAAGGUUUUGGAUGCAACGGAUGAUGAACCUUGGGGUCCUCAUGGUACAGUAUUGGCAGAGAUAGCACAGGCGACCAAGAAAUUCACCGAAUGCCAGAUGGUUAUGAAUGUCCUCUGGACAAGAUUGACUGAGACCGGCAAGAAUUGGCGGUUUGUCUACAAGUCAUUGACUGUUAUAGAGUAUCUGGUGGCUCAUGGAUCAGAACGUGCUGUUGAUGACAUAAUAGAACAUACUUUUCAGAUAUCUUCCCUAACAAGUUUUGAGUAUGUUGAGCCAAGUGGAAAGGAUGUGGGAAUCAAUGUGAGGAAAAAGGCAGAAAAAAUUGUGGCUCUUCUAAAUAGCAAAGACAAAAUACAAGAAGCGAGGAAUAAAGCUGCAGCCAAUCGUGAAAAGUAUGUUGGUCUGUCAUCAUCUGGAAUAACAUACAAAUCGAGUGCUGCCUCAUUCACUAGUAGUAGCUUUAAGAAUAGUGAUCGCUAUGGAGGUUUUGGUAAUACAGGAGACAGCGAAAUGUUUAAAGAUAGUUAUAAGGACAAGGGUCAAUAUGGUGAAGAUAAGUAUGAGAAGCCUACAAAACCAAAGAAAGAUUCUUCGCGCUAUGGCAGCAUGGAUCGGGACUCUCCAGUCACUGGUGCAUCAAGAGCAUCAACAAAUGCGAGCAAGACCGAAAAACAUGCUUCAGUUACCUCACAAAAUGCAUCAUCGGACAAAUAUGAUGAAGAUUUUGAUGAUUUUGAUCCUAGAGGGACUUCAAGUGCCAAACCUUCUUCUGGAAGUCAAGUGGAUCUUUUUGGGCAAGAGUUUGUUGGUGACCUCUUGGAUGCACCAGUAUCUGUUCCGACAGAUAAGUCUGAUUCCUUAGACCAUAAUCCAUCAGAGGUUGACUUAUUUGCUGAUGCUGCUUUUGUGUCAGCAGCACCCUCACCAGCAGGAGUAGAAAAUCAUGAGCAUCUGACCAACGUUGAUCUAUUUGCCUCUCAACCUGCCCCUUCUGCUGUUUCUACUACAAUGGAUUUUUUCGCUGCACCUGAUCCACCUUCACAGCUCGACAACAAACCUUCAAAAUCUGAUGCAACUGUCAAUGUCGUUGAUCCAUUUGCUGAUGUUCCACUCAACAAUUUCGAGGGGUCUGACCCUUUUGGUGCCUUUACUUCUCAUACAGAUCCUUUAUCAACAAUCUCUCACCAAAAUUCUCCUAAUGAUGGAAGCCAUGGAAACAUUAAAGGAUCUUCAACUGAAACCAAGCUCCCAUCCAAGAAAGACUCCUUUCAAGUCAAAUCCGGAAUAUGGGCAGAUUCUUUGAGCCGUGGAUUAAUUGACCUAAAUAUAACUGCACCAAAGAAGGUCAACUUAGCAGAUGUUGGUAUUAUCGGUGGAUUGACUGAUGGAUCAGAUGAGAAAGACAAGGGACCUAUGCCUUCCUUUUACAUGGGUAGCACUAUGGGUGUCGGAUCUCUAGUUGGUAAAUCUGGGUUCACAUCAGCUUCAAACGACGACUUCUUCUCAGGCCUAAGCAGUCAACAAUAUCAAUUUGGAGGCUUUCAGAAAUGAAUUAUUUUUUCUACUAGACUGCUAAUAUUUGUUUGUUUAAUUUUCACUCGCAAAUUUUCAGUCAAGGAUUUGACUUCUGGAGCACGUGAAGCUUGUACAUCAUGUCCUUUACCAUUAUUUUAACGUUUUGUGCUGUCUGCUAUUACGGAUUAUUCUCGGGACUUGGAUGUACCUGCUCGUGUUCAUGUAAAAUGUUUAAAAUUGCAAAGAUACGCAGGUCAGUGCUGCUUUAGAUGA
Sesamum indicum (sesame) is the source of this 1973-nucleotide messenger RNA. RefSeq names its product clathrin interactor EPSIN 1. Gene Ontology annotation, cellular component: plasma membrane; clathrin vesicle coat; endosome. Gene Ontology annotation, molecular function: clathrin binding; phospholipid binding. Gene Ontology annotation, biological process: endocytosis. The record is from RefSeq and is a predicted model, not a curated record. Lineage: Eukaryota; Viridiplantae; Streptophyta; Magnoliopsida; Lamiales; Pedaliaceae.